CUAGAAGGCACUUAAUUCCAUGUACUAUCUAGAGAUGUUUGUUCUUCUCUUGACAAGGGCAAAAUAAAGUCGCUUGGCAGGAAGCGGGGGAAUCAUUAUUGUUGACUUAUUGCACUAUUCCUGGGUCAGCUCAUUUUUCCUUACUUCGCAACCUGAAGAAAUCUACUAAGCAUGGCACCAAAUCCUGGCAAUAGUCAUGUCGCAGUGGCAGCUACGACGAGUUCAGAAGAUGAACCUGUACAGGAUUCUGGCAACUUUCUGUCUCUCAAGUGGGCCAUUGGUGAAAAAUGGUCUUGUCGUUCAAACUAUUCCGGGGCCCUUCUUUUCAAUAUCGGUGCAUUUAUUCUCCCAGCAUUGUAUAACACGCUUGUUAAGAUCUGGGUUGCCAAUAUCGAUACCUCCCUCGUUGUUACAACUGACGUCUACACAUACAUUGGUACCAUCGCAGAGGUCUUAAACGAGGGCCUUCCUCGCGCUGUGUGGGUGACCAUUGCGGACAAAGAGGCGCGAUCAUUCCAGUCCCGCCUGGGGCUAGCACAUACUCUGAUAAUAUUCCAAGCCAUCCUCGGAACAAUCAUGAGUCUUAUAUUCGCAGGUGCAGCAAAGGCAUUUUCAGCAACCUUUGUCCCACACGCUGUCCAGGAGGCCAGUGUCACAUAUGUCCGGAUUAGCGCCUUCUCAGCUUUGAGCUCGGCUCUUGAAGUUGCGGUUUCCAGCGCCACGAGAGCCCUUGAUAAGCCAGAUGUACCCCUUCUGAUCAGCUCUGUCAAAGUGGUUGUGAAUAUCGCCCUAGAUCUCAUGAUCAUCUCUAAAUUCCAUGUCGGCGGUUGGACUCCAGACAUCAACAUGCAAGCUGGGAUCCGUCUAAGCUGUGAUAUGAUUGCGGCAGUUUCUGGGCUACUAUACUUCUCCAUUUCCACCAGCACUGGGAGAAGCCGCGGUGGCAGGCAGAGUCAUAGUGAACCACCCAGCUUACAGGCCUUUUUUGUGCUUUUCAAGCCAGGUUUUAUCACCUUCAUUGAAUCAGCGGUUCGAAAUGCAUUGUACCUUUGGGUUGUGGCUGGAGUUGUUGCCAUGUCAGCGGAUUAUGCAACUGCCUGGGGCGUCUUCACAACUAUUCGGUGGGGUCUGGUGAUGGUUCCAGUUCAGGCCCUGGAGGCUACCUCGCUGGCCUUUGUAGGACAUUACUGGGGGGAGUUGAAGCAUAUGAGUAACCAAGAACGCCGGUCCUGGAAGAUCCUCUUCAUAACCACACGACCUGCAAUUCUGUCCGUGGUGAUAGCUACAGCCAUCGAAAUCCCUCUAUUUAUCUUCCUGGCAACAUUCGGCUGCAAACCUUUUGCAUUAUUCCUGUCCCAAUCAGAAGCUGUUGCUGAGAUCACUGCGCAUAUGUGGCAAACAAUAGACUGGUGCUAUAUAUUAUAUGCCAUAUCUACUCAGCUCGCAACCAUAUUGCUAGCCACUCGCCCAUUGUGGUAUCUGGGACAGUCCCUUGUUUCGAAUUUAUUAUAUGUACUUCCUUGGGCCAUCGUUUGCCAGGUGGUUGAUCUCAAUCCAGCAAAUGCAUGGACGUACCAUAGUCUGGUUUUCGGAGGAAGCUUGGUAUUUUCCUUUGUGGAAAUUUUGUUCAUCGAUAUGUUAUGGGGUUGGAGACUCCUGCGUGGAAGGUUGCAUACGGAUUCUGUUUGAUGCUAAUAAGCCGUCUCAAUCUUUCCAAUGGAGAAACGAAUGAGUGCUUCUUCUGAAUAUCGGUUGUAGUGAAGGAAUGCCAGAACACUUAACCAGAUGCUCCACAAUCCAAGACAUUUUGAUUCGGGAACUCGGACACAAAACCCGGAG
Messenger RNA from Aspergillus glaucus CBS 516.65, 1839 nucleotides. RefSeq lists its product as uncharacterized. Bases 172 to 1689 code for a protein of 505 amino acids. The record is from RefSeq and is a predicted model, not a curated record. The transcript has 4 exons. NCBI's taxonomy places the organism in Eukaryota, Fungi, Ascomycota, Eurotiomycetes, Eurotiales, Aspergillaceae.